Messenger RNA from Pungitius pungitius (ninespine stickleback), 3645 nucleotides. It is a transcript of the gene cmtm4, whose product is annotated as CKLF-like MARVEL transmembrane domain containing 4. The coding region runs from base 1375 to 2001 and encodes 208 amino acids. Gene Ontology annotation, cellular component: membrane. The transcript has 4 exons. Lineage: Eukaryota; Metazoa; Chordata; Actinopteri; Perciformes; Gasterosteidae. The record is from RefSeq and is a predicted model, not a curated record.
AAUAAUUGUAACAAAUGCUGUCAAACAAUCAACCAAGUAACAAAUACUAAAGUUUUGUCUAGUAGUCAUGUUAUUAAACCAGUAUGCAGACCGGCUGUUUAGAGGGAAUAUCAUUGCGAGACAUCAGCUGGUGUCUGUUUACCUCCUGAUAUUCACUGGGAAAUGAACUGCCAUGUGCUCUGUUAACAUUUACAACUGGAAUGGUCUCUUGCCAAAUGAAUAACCUCUUGAUGUGUCCAUCAAAUGUCAUGAAAGAUGAAAUUUCUAGUCCCAUAACUCCACCACAAUUGUUUUAUCUAUAACAUUUAAUCCUGGUUUAAGUCAGAGAGAAAAACUCAGCUGUAUUUAUUUCAACUGUACUUGUUUUGUUUUUUUGUAUUUAAUCACCUUUAUCCAUCCAGCUACUCAAGUCCCCUUUUUUAAGUCGUAACAAUUUGCGACACCACGCGUUAGCUGAGGCACUGAAAGGCUGAAUCACAUUUGUCUGUAGCACUGAACAUUUUGUAGUGACUGCACCACUUCGCACAAGGAUAAUGGCUGCUUGGAUGCAGCUAUUCACGCAUCGUAGUCUUUUUGGAGCAUCUCUAGCCGCCUGGAAUCACCUAGGCAACCCUCUAGUGCCACUAACUACCACAAGAGGGCAGUCACUGCAGAGAGCCGCAGGUUAUUCACUUUUCUGAAAGUUGACUUGCUCCACAGAGUUGUCUUUUCUCGUAAACCACACAUUUCGAGAAGAUAGCAGGCGUGUUGGUAUGUUUUGACAUUUAAGCUGUUUGUUUUAGAGGGACUUUAAGGAUCAUUACAGUUGAAUGCCGUGAUCCUGCGGACGACGUUAGUGGUUCCUUCAGGCCCGGCUGGAUGUCCCGAGCUGGCCGCGGAGGCUCACCGGGGACGCACCGCUACAUAAACCAGGAGAGCUCGGUUCCGCUUGGGUUCGUAUUUGAACGGACUCGGAGACAAAGCCUCCCCCGCUGCAGUUAAAGAGACGAGCCUCGGGUUUACCACAGCCAACAAAACGGUCCUCUCGGCUCGUCCGGGCUGCAAUGGGUGUAUGUUUGUUCGGCCGCGCAGAGGAGUGGGGCAGCCCGGUUUUCGCCUCGUUUCGCUGCUGCUAAACUGACCGGAGCCGUCCGCGGUUAGAAGUGCGGCUAUUACAUAAACACCCGGUCCGUGCUGCGUGUCAUUCCCCUUUCUCCCGUAGGGUGGCCGCGAGGAGUGGACCGAGUGGGUUACCCCCCCCCCCCCCCUCUCUCCAAUCCACCUCCAGCCUGCGCGGAACAAACGGUGCUUUUUUUCCUGAAACGUAACCCGGCUCUGGUUCGGUGUGUGCCGUGACGUUGCCAGUCGAGAGUCCAGCUUCUCCCGACGGCCACCAUGAGGACCACCGAGGAGGCGGAGGGCUUUGACGGCGAGGCCUCCAACACGUCCAUGAUCUCCGGGGCCAGCAGUCCGUACCAACCCACCACCGAGCCCGUCCAUGCGAGGAACAUGUUGGGGGGCAUACGGUGCGACAUGGAGUACGUCAAGUCGUACUUUGGGAUCUUGAAGAUGGUCGAAGUGGUGCUGUCCCUCAUCGGAUUCAUCUGCAUAGAGACGAUCAUGCUGUGUUCUCCCUGUGGAGGGGUGUACUUCUUUGAGUUUGUCAGCUGCAGUGCUUUCGUGGUGACCGGAGUCCUCCUCCUCAUCUUCACCCUCAACCUGCACACCAAGGUGCCCCACGUCAACUGGAGCCUCACGGACCUGGUUAACACGGCAGCCAGCACCUUCUUCUUCUUCUUGUCGUCUCUGGUGUUGGCCUGUAUCAACCAUAACACUGGAGCUGAAAUUGCAGCACUGAUCUUUGGCUUCCUGGUGACAGGUGUGUACGGUGUGAACACCUUCCUGGCGGUGAGGCGGUGGCGUCGGGGCAAUGGCUGUCAGGGGACGGCUCAGACCAGCGAAUACAUGCGAGCGCGCACGGCUUCUCGCGGAGAAAUGGAGGCCAGACCCGAGCUCGCGUGAGUGCUCCUGGACAAUCGGGCUGAAGGAAAGCGUUCAAGUAUCGAGUGGAAGGGUGGUCUCAUGAUCACCACGUGCUUGUGCCUUCUCCUGACAACAUCUCCGCUGUGCUUUCUGCCUGCCGGCCACUGAAUGGACCUUCAUGUCAACGCCACGGUCGAGCUCUGAGGCUUUGGUUGUUAUCGGGCGCCUUUUCUUCAGUGACACCCCAGGAGAAGUGGAGGGCUCCAGACAGACUGUAAGGUAUUCUCUGUAGAACUCUACAUCCAUCUUUCUAAGUCAGUAUGAAGGAUCCCUUCCACGAAGAAAAAAACAAAACAACAAAAGAGAGACUGACUUCACUCCAACUGUGCACUAAUGGGUGUUUCACUGUGAAAGAAGUCCACUAAAAAGAAGGUCAACCUUUGUACAGUUUGCUUAUUUUACACUACUGGCUGUGAAGCCUGUGGAAAUAAAUGUGACCGUGGGUUCAGGAAAGCACUGGACCAGAAACAUAGAGUUUAACCCGCAGCACAACAGAAGCACCAGAACUUUACUGUUCCCUUUUCCAGAUACUGACAUUAGCCUUAUGUUUCUACCUGUGAGCUAGUAGAUAGAUAGAUAUAAAGAUUACACAUGUCCUUCUUUAUGACUAACUUCACAAAUGCCUUUAAGAUGUGACCUUUACCCGCUAUUAAAAUGUCUCCUGCCAGCAGUUAUAAAGUAACAGAACAAGCUCAAAUGAGUGAAUAAAAUCCACUUCUUUGCAACACAGAUGCAGCCAGUGGAUUUGACACAUUUUACGAGACCAAAAUAUAAAAGUACCUCAUGGGAUCUAUCACAUCCCAGUACGUGUGUCAACUAUCCCCCACAUUUUAAAUCAUCGGUAGCUUGUUGCUUUUGCACUAAUCCACGGGUUCAGCUAACAGGAAUGUUGACUGUUGAGUUUGAAAUCAGUAGGUGACUUGGUCGAGACCAUUGCCCUUCCGCUAAAAGACUGUUUCUCAGGUGUUCACACAAUCUUUCCUUCUUUGAAACUUAAAAAAAAGAUAUUAAAUGAAAUCACAGGGUGCCUCAAACUGAACGCUGUAUUUGUUAACGCCAUCCGUAUCAUUAGACAUGAUAGGACUGUCACACUGAGAAAUGUAAACUCCAGAGAUGGUGUGAUGAAAAAUGUGGUACUUUUAGCAUUAGUGUCACUGCUUUUAUUAAAAUGUUUGCAUAUGUAUCUACAGUAUAUUAUCAUACUUUAUGUAUUAUAAAAAUACUAUUUCACAUUGCAGCUGUUAUAAAGCGCAUACAUGCAGCGUGCAAAACAGAUUUGUGAUGUUUUUUUGUUGGCUCUACCUGACAGAAAGAAAACAAUUUAUUUUGAUUUAUCUGACAUUAUUUGAAUGCAUUGAAUUAACAUUGCAGUUACACAUUUUUGCGCUUUUUCUUUGUCUAAGACCUCUAAAUCUAAUCAGUCUGAGUUUGUGCGAGGUCUAAAUUGACUCUAUCACGCCACCUCCUGGUUGUCAUUUGAAAUUAGAAGUAUUCCUUGUGACUUCCCGGCUGUAGUGCGUGCGUGCGUGCGUGCGUGCGUGUGUGUGUGUGUGUACAAGACAAGGACCAGAAAUGUGUUUGACUAUGGCUUAAAAUUAUAAUAAAAACCGUAUGGUUUCUUCA